Phodopus roborovskii (desert hamster) is the source of this 1115-nucleotide messenger RNA. It is a transcript of the gene Dimt1, whose product is annotated as DIM1 rRNA methyltransferase and ribosome maturation factor. Gene Ontology annotation, cellular component: mitochondrial matrix. The record is from RefSeq and is a predicted model, not a curated record. NCBI's taxonomy places the organism in Eukaryota, Metazoa, Chordata, Mammalia, Rodentia, Cricetidae. Gene Ontology annotation, biological process: rRNA methylation. Gene Ontology annotation, molecular function: rRNA (adenine-N6,N6-)-dimethyltransferase activity. The transcript has 12 exons. Bases 28 to 969 code for a protein of 313 amino acids.
CUCUCCCGGGCCGGCUUUCCCGAGAAGAUGCCGAAGGCCAAGUCCGCGGCGAGCGGCCGCCGGCGCGAGCGGCAGGAGCAGCGCCGGGAGCUGAAGCGGGCCGGAGGACUCAUGUUCAACACAGGGAUCGGGCAGCACAUUUUGAAAAAUCCUCUAGUUGUUAACAGCAUUAUCGAUAAGGCUGCACUAAGACCUACGGAUGUGGUGCUGGAAGUUGGGCCUGGGACUGGGAACAUGACUGUCAAGCUGUUAGAAAAGGCCAAAAAGGUAGUUGCCUGUGAACUUGAUCCAAGGCUAGUAGCCGAACUUCACAAAAGAGUUCAGGGCACGCCUCUGGCCAGCAAACUCCAGGUCCUGGUGGGAGAUGUAUUGAAAUCGGAUUUGCCAUUCUUCGAUGCUUGUGUGGCAAACUUGCCUUAUCAGAUCUCCUCUCCCUUUGUCUUCAAGUUGUUGCUCCACCGACCAUUUUUCAGAUGUGCUAUACUUAUGUUUCAAAGAGAAUUUGCUCUUCGUUUGGUUGCAAAACCUGGAGAUAAACUAUACUGCAGACUCUCCAUUAAUACACAGCUUUUAGCACGUGUGGACCAUUUAAUGAAGGUGGGGAAGAAUAACUUCAGACCACCUCCUAAGGUGGAGUCUAGCGUCGUAAGGAUAGAACCUAAGAAUCCACCACCACCUAUCAAUUUCCAGGAAUGGGAUGGCCUAGUAAGGAUCGCUUUUGUUCGGAAAAACAAGACACUGUCUGCUGCAUUCAAGUCAAAUGCAGUACAGCAGCUGUUGGAAAGGAACUAUAGAAUUCACUGUUCAGUACAUAAUACUGUAAUACCAGAAGAUUUCAGUAUAGCAGAUAAAAUACAGCAAGUCCUAACCAGCACAGAUUUUAGUGACAAACGGGCCCGUUCCAUGGACAUAGAUGACUUUAUCAGGUUGCUACAUGGAUUCAAUGCAGAAGGUAUCCAUUUUUCCUAGCCAUUUGAAAACAAUUUUUUUCAAGACCAAGAAAAAAAAUGAAAUUAUACAUUUCUAAUAUUGUCCUGUAUGUUAAAAGAUGUUGAUUCUAUGUAUUCUUUUUUAAGUGUUUAAAAUAUACUGCAAAGGACAGGGUUCAACAUACA